CUUGGAACGACUUUCGUGAGGUUGUGAAGGGAAGGAACUGGAAAAUAACUCUUCGGAUAAUAGUCUGUUACUCGUCCAAAGGCUGUUACUCGUUAAAUGGUAGUUGCUUCGAUCCGUGGUGCAAAUAGCCUGGUUGUCCCUGGUAUGCCACCGAACGAGUGAUAAUCUCACCCGGGAUCGGUGGGAAAUGGCCCAGAGACGGAUGACGCCUGCUGCGGGUCUGUCGAAAUGUCAGGCGAUUCCCAGUGUAACCGACCGAAACUUUCAUAGACGCAUUCGGGCACAUAUUGAGUCCGAGAUUGGCAAGCUGAGCUAUACAGAGCAGGGAGUUAAUGGGCAGCGGUACAUUAUCUAUAAAAAUGCAUUUGACAAGAUCAUUGAAAAUACCACAGCAUAUAAAAAUAUUCUUACAGCCAUCAAACAAGAGUACGACGAAAGCAUCAAUCUUUUACUCGAAGGACAAAAAGACUCUCUAUUCCUGCAGAGAAAGUUGAAAUCAAUGGCUUCUGAGCCGGCAACACUCAUGGCUUACAAGAACAGAGCUAUGCAGCUUCAAAAAAAAAUUGAAAUCAUUAAAAAAAAUACUGCUGAAUUAGAAAAUUCCCUGCAAAUAACAAAAUAUUCAAGAAAUGUAAAGGAUGAGACAACAGAAGAGACUCUGCUGCCAGAAAAAGAAACUUCAAAUUUUAAACUCAUUCCAGGCCUAACAUUGGAAGAAUCAGUAAAUAUGGAGGAUCUGUGCAAGCAUCUGCAGAAACUGGAAAGGAAACUUAAGGACUUAAGAGUGAACAAAGAAACAAAAUAUGUGCCAAUACAAAUCAAAACUGAAAUUAGUGAAAAGAUUAAUCAAAAAAUGCAACAAAGUGAAGAGCUGGUUGUGGCAAAUGAGCAAUUAAAACUCAGAUACACAAAACUGAAGAUGAUCGCAGAUGCAGUUACUGCUUGGGAGCAUUCAGAUAGAAGUGUUUCUCUCACUGAAUUCAUUUCGCCAAGUAUUAAAAAAGCAAGAUCUCUGAAAGAGGUUGAUAUUCCUUGGCCUGGGGUAUUUGAUGACGAUGAUCCUAGUAAUAUUGAUGAAACUGCAUACUUGUUGAAGUAUGUUGAGAGGUUUACUAAGCUCUUUGAAGAAAAACAGUAUCAGGCAGCUGCAAUAUAUGUAGCGAAUUGCCCCAGAGGCAUCCUUCAUAAUAUGGAGGUCAUGGAAAAGUUCAAGGCUGUUACAGAAUAUGAAGGGUAUGUUUCUCCUCUCCUGCAUUUCUUUGAGGCUGUAAUGAACUCCUUUCCUGCCGUCAGACAUCCACCUAAUGCAAAAAUGUCAUUAGAGGGAGUUAAAUGUGCAUUGAUGCACAACAGACAGGAUCUGGUCAUACGUUGGAUCAUACAACAAAGAUUGACGUGUUCUGAAGCUCUGGGAGAUGUGAUUUACGAUUAUGGAGAUUCUGAACUGCAAAGCUUAGCCACAUGUAUGACAUUGGCUCAGAAUGUCUACAAUAAAUGUGAUGUGCAUAAGAAAGCUGUUCUCUGUAUGUGCAGGCUUGGGGAGAUUUCUGGGGCAUUGGCAUAUAUCCAUGAGUCCAAAAAAUUCAGCUUAGAUGAUUGUUUAUUCUUGUUGAGGAAUUGUCAAACUACUGAGUUACUUCAGGGCCUGACCCAUGAAUGGAAUGGAAAUCCAGCAGCUCUCUCAAUAGGGCUAGCAGUAUUGUGGCUCAUCUCAAAUGAUCUCAAGGAAGUUGGAUUCCAUCUUUUGAAGGAGACAGAUGAUUGUGGUCAAGGUGCUUUGGAACAGGCAAUCCUUAAUGAUUCUGUCUCUACACUGGAAGAUUGGCAGGAAAUUGCAGAAGCAUGCAACACUCAUAACUACAACAAAUUGGCAAACAGCAUUUUUACUGUUCUCACAUCACAAGAAGGAGGAACAGUCAUAACAAUUACAAGUGAUGAUGACAAAGAUGGUGCAAAAUUGACAGAACAUGUGUUAUUGUAGCUGUCAGUUUGUAAGUACAUUUUAUAACAUUCAAAAUUAAAGAUGGAAAGUAAUACAUAGUAAAAAUCUUUGUUAAAUUCAGAUCUAUAUAUUGCAUUACAUUCUCAGAAAAUGCUGAAGCAUAUUUUUUCCAGUAGGUUACUUCUGAAAUAUGGUCAUUGUUCUACAUUGCAGUCAAUUUGUUCACAACAGGAACCAUAAACAAUAAAGCCUCAAGCGUGCUCCCCUGACAUUUGGUUGCUUCAAUAUCAAUGUUGAUAUAACACUUGCUUAGCAAUAGUGACCAAAGACAAACAAAUACAUAAAUUCCCUGUUUAAAAAAUAAGAGCCCCCCCCCCCAACAAUAUAUAACUUCCUCAAGGCUACACUAUAGUCAAAUUAAAAGCUCAAAUGGACUCCUUUAUUUUGAAGCAAACAUAAAAGCCAAAGAGAUGGCAUACAACGAGCGAAAAUUAGUGGGAAGUUAGAGGACUGGGAAGUUUUUUAAAACUAUCAGGUGUAUCCAGAGAUACCGGCCACGUGACAGAUGCACUGCCACCUGGCUGGUCAGAGGACACACCACAUGCCAAUCAACAUUUGGUCCCUCCCAACUAAUCAAUGCACACCUAAAUUAUUGGCCACCUUAAUUGGAUUAUCGCGCCCAGCCCCAUGCUAUAAAAGGUGAGACAUGUGCCUGGCUCGCUCUCUCUUACAGACCACCUCAUUGAAGGUAAGUGCAUUGAUUUAUGUUUGGGAAGGUUUAUUGUUGGUCCUGGUAAGGGAGCCGCAGCUAUCCAAGGUCAAGGGGGAUAGCUGUCGUAGUGCUUUUCCCUUGUUUUUUGUAUGUGUAACUGUACCCUGUCCCCACACCUCUUUCUGUGUAUUGUACAGCCAACCUGACCUUCCCUACACGUGUUAACCUUAAACAUUUUUUUGUUGGAAUAUUGUAGUUGCUUGUGUUGACCGGACUUCCCCUUGUAAAUAAAUUCCUUAUUAUUAAAACUGUGUCUGUCCAGGCCUGUACUGUUGGGACUCAAAGAACCAGUUAUUUUCCAUCACAACAGAAGGCAACUAAAAAAAAGUAAACAUGGAACACCAAAGUAGGCUAGCCAAGAAUAUUAAAGAGGACACCAAAAGUUUCUUCAGAUACAUGAAGUGCAAAAGAGAGACAAGAGUAGAUAUCGGACAGCUGGAAAACUAUGCUGGAAGACACUAACAGUAUGGUGGAAGUUCCAGGUGUCAGGGGCCAGGAAGUGUGUACUAUUACUAGAGAGAAGGUUUUUGGGAAAUUGAAAACUCUGAAGGUAGAUAGGACACCUGGACCAGAUGAUGUACACCUCAGAGAUCUGAAAUAGGUGGGUGAAAAAGUGUGGAGGCAUUAGUAAUGAUCUUUCAAGAACCACUAGAUUUUGCAAGACUGCAAAAUUGCAAAUGUCACUCCACUCUUCAGGAGGAGAACUAGGCCAGUUGGACUGACCUCAGUGGUUGGAAAGAUGUUGGAAUUGAUUAUUAAGGAUGAGGUCUCAGGGUACUUGGAGGUACAUGAUAAAAUAGGCUGUAGUCAGCAUGGUUUUGUCAAGGGAAAAUCUUGCUUGACAAACCUGUUGAAAUUCUCUGAAGAAAUAACAAGCAGAAUAGACAGGUACUUGGAUUUUAAGAAGGCCUUUGACAAGGUCCCACACAUGAGGCUGCUUAACAAGUUAUGAGCCCAUGGUAUUACAGGGAAGGUUCCAGCAUGAGUAAAGCAGUGGCUCAUUGGCAGGAAGCAAAGAGUAGGAAUAAAGGGAGUCUUUUCUGGUUGGCUGCCAUUGACUAGUGGUGUUUCACAGGGGUCUGUGUUGGGACCAAUUCUUUUUACAUUAUAUUUCAAUUAUUUGGAUGAUAGAGUUGAUGGCUUUGUAGCAAAGUUUGCAGACAAUAUUAAGAUAGGAAGGAGAGAGGGGUUUAUACAGAUUAGGGAAUGGGCAAAGAAAUGGCAGAUGGAAUACAGUCUCAGGAAGUGUAUAGUCAUUCACUUUGAUAGAAGAAAUGAAAGAGUAUUUUCUAAAUGGAGAGAAAAUACAAAAAACUCAAGUGCAAAGGGAUUUGGGAGUUUAUUUGCAGGUUGUGUCUAUAGAGAGGAAGACAAAUGCAAUGUUGACAUUCAUUUCAAGAGGACUAGAAUAUAAAAGCAAAGAUAUAAGGUACUUGUGAGGCCUCACUUGGAGUAUUGUGAGCAGUUUUGGGGUUCAUGAAAAUAAUAUCCAGGGUUGAUUGGCUUGUCAUACGAAGAGAGUUUGAUGGCUCUGGGUCUGUAUUCACUAGAACUCAGAAGAAUUAGGAGUGACCUCAUUGAAUCCUAUCAAAUGGUGAAAGGCCUUGAUAGAGUGGAUAUGGAGAGAAAGUUUCCUAUGGUGGGAGAGUAUAAGACCAGAGGGGACAGCCUCAGAAUCGAGGGGCAUCCUUUUAUAAUGGAGGUGAGCAGGAAUGUCUUUAGCCAGAAUGUGGUGAAUAUGUGGAAUUCUUUGCCACAGACAGCUGUGGAGGCCAAGUCUUUAUGAAUAUUUAAGGCAAAGGUUGAUAGAUUUUAUUGGUUGGUCAGGGCAUGAAGGGAUACAGGGAGAAGGCAGGAUAUUGGGAUUGAGAGGAAAAUUGGAUCAACCAUGAUGAAAUGGUGGAUCAAACUCAAACAGCCAAAUGGCCUAAUUCUACUCCUAUACCUAUGGUCUUAUAACCAGGACUAAUAUUAACUGAGCUAGCAGAAUAUACUGAGCAAUACACACAGUCAGGCAACAUCUUUGAGAGGAAUAAGUUGACAUUUCAGGCCGAGACCCUACAUCAAGAUCAAAAUAUGUUUACCCUUUUAACUUCCCUUUGUGGAACUGUGCAUCAGAUACAAAUGUCUCCUAUGCUGACAUAUGCUAAAUGCAAUAUGAAUACUGGAAAUUUAUUGCAGAGGAGUCAGUGUAACACAUUAUAUCCAUGAUGGUCAAAAGUAGAAACUAAGCUUAUAUUAUUUUCCAGCUUUAGGUUCUUAGCCAUGCAAUUUACAACUCUUCAAAAGCUCAAUCAGGUACUUUUAAAAAUGUGACUUAAGUAUCUGCCGCUCCCACUUUUAUUGACUCCUAGAGUGAAAUAAGGUUUUCUCAAAAACUUGCCAAGAUCUCUAAUAAUUACCCUAAAUUAAUGUGUCCUCAUCACUGAAAACUGUGCUUUAAGGGGAAGACUUUUUUCUGAUCACACAGACAGAAUCAGAUUUAAUAUCACUGGCAUAUGUCAUGAAAUUUGUAUAUUAUGUGGCAGCAGUACGUUGCAAUA
Messenger RNA from Hypanus sabinus (Atlantic stingray), 5257 nucleotides. Its product is annotated as clathrin heavy chain linker domain-containing protein 1-like. Bases 188 to 1981 code for a protein of 597 amino acids. The record is from RefSeq and is a predicted model, not a curated record. The transcript is spliced from 11 exons. NCBI's taxonomy places the organism in Eukaryota, Metazoa, Chordata, Chondrichthyes, Myliobatiformes, Dasyatidae.